This is a messenger RNA of Paramecium pentaurelia, 1388 nucleotides long. The record is from the annotation of a GenBank genome assembly. NCBI's taxonomy places the organism in Eukaryota, Ciliophora, Oligohymenophorea, Peniculida, Parameciidae.
AUGUCAUAAGCAAAAAUUGUCCUAGUAAGUGAAACAAACAAUAUUUAUAAAUGGCUAGUCUUAGCUAGCUUCUCAUUAAACUCGUAAACAUUAUUUUUUAUAUUAGAAUAUCAAAUAUUUUUAUCUACAGUGCAUUGACACCAAUUUGGUCAUCUGUUGCCAUCUAUUAUAAUGUAACAGAUUAUGAUUUAAAUUGGUUUCCAAAUAUGUACUUCAUAUCAUUAUUUACAACAACUUUUGGUUUCAAUCCAUUAAUUUUAAAAUACUUUGGUCAAUCAUAAAUUUUUAGUUGUAUUUUAACAACAGCAGGCUUAUGGAUAUUAUUAAUUUCAGGAAACAAUUUUACAAUGGGAUUAUUAAGUUUUGCUAUAUUAGGAUUAGGAGAAUCUCUAUAUUAUUAAGUUCCAUUACGUAAAAAUGAAUUAAAAUAAUUUUAGAUUUAUCAAAAAUAUGGUUUCCUCAUGAAGAACGCGCUCUUUCUACAUUUAUAGGAUAAUAUUCAAGUAAUGUUGGUAUUUUGUUAGGAUACAUAAUUUCAUUUUAUUAUUUUUAUGAUGUGGUAUUAUUAUAAAAUAAUUUAAGGUAGAUGAAAAUGAAUUUCAAACUAGAUAUUAAAAUAUAAUAUUUACAACUGCAAUUUUUGCUUCUUUAGUUUUAGUUUGCAAUCUUAUAACUCUUAAAAAGCCUAUUAAUCAGAAAGACUCUAUUUAAAUAAGAGAUCCUCUUUGGGUAUCAAUUAAAAAGAUUUGUACUGCUGAAGAAGCUGUAUUCGAUCUCCUUUCUUUUUCUGUUUGUAAAUUCAUAAAAGUUAAAUUAGUUAUUGGAGUUGGUUGGAGUUAUUCUGCACUUUUUAAUAUCUAGUAAUAUAAUAUUGGAUAAACACCAAUAGAACUAUUUGAAACAAAUAUAUGUUAUUAAGUAGGUGGAAUUUCAAUUGCAUUAUUUUAUACUUUGAAGUUGCAUUCCUAAUCAUAACAUGGUUUAUAAUAAAGUUAUGAUUUAUACAUGAAAUAUAUAGUUUCAAUAGGAUUUUGGUCACUUGCAAUAGAGAUUCUUAUAUUUGAUUAAGUUCCUUUAUGGAUUUUACAGAUUCUCAAUUUUUUAAUAGGUUGUGGAUUUGGUGGAUAUUAUUCAAUCUUACUUGAAUCACUUUAGGAAAAGCAUUUCCCUGCUUAAGAAUUAGCAAUAGGAAGUGUUCUUAGUGGAGUAGCAUGUGUAAGCCUUAUUAAUAUAAAAAGAUUGCUUCUGUUUUAGUUAUAAUGAUUUUUGGAUUACCAGAAUUUUAGAAAUAUGGAUUUUAAAUCUCAUGUUACUUAUUAAUAAUGCCAUUUUGCUUUAUUAUUGUAUUUUAUAAAACAUCGUUCAAAAGAUUUGAAUAAGAAGCUUGA